Molecule: messenger RNA, 1779 nt
Organism: Morone saxatilis (striped sea-bass)
Lineage: Eukaryota; Metazoa; Chordata; Actinopteri; Moronidae
Gene: napab
Product: N-ethylmaleimide-sensitive factor attachment protein, alpha b
Biological process (GO): intracellular protein transport; regulation of synaptic vesicle priming; SNARE complex disassembly
Cellular component (GO): vacuolar membrane; terminal bouton; synaptobrevin 2-SNAP-25-syntaxin-1a complex
Molecular function (GO): soluble NSF attachment protein activity; syntaxin binding
Source: RefSeq, a predicted model, not a curated record
AGCACUGGUGUCACAUGACGGAGGUGACGGUUGCCCGCUGGUGACGUGACAAACCGAACCCCGCUAGCCAGCGCUGCUUAGCAACUUCUUCUUGUUUGUUCCUCGAAAUCACGAAAAAAAUAUAUAAAAAAUAAAAUGGACAACAGCGGGAAAGAAAAGGAAGCAAUGGCUCUAAUCGCCGAGGCCGAAAAGAAAAUGAAGUCGUCGACGUCGUUUUUCGGAGCGCUGUUUGGGGGUUCCUCCAAGACCGAAGAGGCCUGCGACAUGUACGUGAGGGCAGCCAACAUGUACAAAAUGGCCAAAAACUGGUGCGCUGCGGGGAACGCGUUCUCCCAGGCCGCCCGCCUCCACCUGCAGAUGCAGAGCAAACACGACGCGGCGACCAACUUCAUAGACGCUGGAAACGCUUUCAAAAAAGCCGACCCGCAAGAGGCCAUAAACUGCCUAAACCGAGCGAUUGAGAUUUACACCGAUAUGGGGCGCUUCACCAUCGCAGCGAAACACCACAUCAGCAUCGCGGAGAUAUACGAGACGGAGCUGGUGGACAUCGACAAGGUGAAGGAGUUUGACACCAUUUCACGGUUGGACCAGUGGCUCACCACGAUGCUGCUCCGCAUCAAGAAAACCAUACAGGACGAGGAGAGCGACCUGCGCUGACUCCCCUCCCCGCUUCCCCUCAUCAAGCCCUCGACGGCCGACUUGCAUCCUUCUUUUUGCCUUGAAGCAAUCUUAACCUUUUUGACCAUUAGGCCUCAUAUUCCUGCACAGAUUCUGUGUUUUCUUUCCUGCCGUCUGCAGUAUUCUUCAUGUUUCUCGCCUUUUUAAUCUUCUCCAAAAAAUAAUUAUGGUCUUUAUAGGUAUGAACACUAUUUUCCUGAGUGCACACUGCACGUAGUAUGUUAGUUGUAUAUUGUUAUGAUACAGGUAUUGGUCCAGUUCUAGUUGAAACAUUCAUAAUUGGCCCCAAUACCAAAUAUUCAUACCAGCACACUUGUAUACAAAGGUUUUAUUUUUUCUUGUUAUAAAACGGAUGAGAGGAAGCCAAUUUACUAACAUCUAUAAAAAUCUAUUUUCCAGAAUCUGCUUCAAAUAAACUGAACCAAAAUGUCAGUCGAGGCCGAAGCACUCGCGUAGAUUUUUGGUACUUUUGAGUGCUCGAGUAUACUGUAGGUCAUAUCAGGGCGCCGGUAAUUAAACAGCACAUCAUCUCAGCCGCGGAGCGAAGAGUUUCUGAGGUCUUUCAACGGGAAAUACCCCCUCUGCCUUACACUGCGAAGUUCUCAGGAUGUGAACUGCUAGAUUUGACGGGGAUAAAGAAAAAAAAAAUCAUGCUUUUUAGAAGCAUUAUCAAAUUAAUUUGCUAAUUGUUUUUUUUUUUUGUCAUUUCCAUUUAAAGUGCUUUUAUUCCACGAGAAGAAGGUGAAAGAAGCCCACCACCUUUAUAAACAGUUGCAUGGUUUGUUAAGGAUGAGAAAACUACAGCAGCAGUUUUUUCACUGUAUAGGAGUUUAUUUCUCAAGUGUUUUUUGUUUUUUUGUGAUUGUCAGAUUUUUGUUGUUUUUCUGUCAUAACUAACCAGGCUGGAAAAAAAAAAGUGCAUUUUUAAAAUAAAAUAAAAUAAAUAAGGCCUGCAAGAGAUGCAAUACAUUGAGGAAAAAAAGGAGCUUUAUUGAUCUGAACACUGUGCUCAUGUACCCUCCUAAUAAUGUCUUAAAUAAUUUGUAUAUCUUUGAUGUUUCCUGUCAAACAUUUGAAUAAACGUGUCUGAGACGCACAGCA